Messenger RNA from Aspergillus alliaceus, 1413 nucleotides. Its product is annotated as major facilitator superfamily domain-containing protein. Gene Ontology annotation, biological process: transmembrane transport. Gene Ontology annotation, cellular component: membrane. Lineage: Eukaryota; Fungi; Ascomycota; Eurotiomycetes; Eurotiales; Aspergillaceae. Gene Ontology annotation, molecular function: transmembrane transporter activity. The coding region runs from base 1 to 1413 and encodes 470 amino acids. The record is from RefSeq and is a predicted model, not a curated record. The transcript has 5 exons.
AUGCCUAUUGUUCAUCUCCCCAUAACAACGAAAACGGCCAGCGAGACAGUCUCAUCGUUACCAAAUGAGUCUGACUCGUCGAGUGAUCGUGAAACUCUGCCCUUAGCUGAACCAACAAGUAGGCGUAAGUUUUGGAUUCAAAAGGGGACGAAGUAUGACCCAGCUGCCAUUGCAACCCAGCCAUCCGUGUAUGAUAACCCAGACAUCGCCAAGGAAUAUCAACCAAGAGAGGAUUGGGAGAACCUGCACCGGUUUGACCCUUCCGCAAGAUGGACCUGGGGUGAGGAAAACCGGUUAAUUCGCAAGAUCGAUCUCCGGAUCAUGGUAUUUACCGCCAUCAUGUUCAUGGCUCUGGAGCUGGAUCGGGCAAACCUUCAGCAAGCCUUGACAGACAACUUUCUUGAUGACUUGAACCUCACUACCAAUGAUUACAACCUGGGAAAUACUGUAUUCAAGCUCUCUUUCCUCUGUGCAGAGCUUCCCUCUCAACUCCUCAGCAAGUGGAUGGGACCGGACAGGUGGAUUCCCAUGCAAAUGACACUGUGGUCAGCGGUGGGUAUGGCCCAGUAUGGCCUCAGUGGAAGGUCAUCCUUCCUUGCCUGUCGGGCCCUUCUCGCAAUCCUCCAGGGAGGGUUUAUUCCCGAUAUAAUUCUAUACUUGUCUUACUUCUACAAGUCCCAUGAACUUUCCGUCAGGCUGGGCUUCUUCUGGACAGCCAUGAACCUAGCAGACAUUCUCGCAAGCUUCCUCGCCUUCGGACUACUGCACCUCCGGGGCAUCCAAGGCCAGGCCGGCUGGCGAUGGCUCUUCCUCAUCGAGGGCCUCCUAACCCUAAUAAUCGGCCUGGCCGCUUUCAUCCUCAUGCCCCCAGGUCCCUGCCAAACCGCCAAUUGGGCUCGAGGCAAGUCAGGCUGGUUCACCCCACGCGAAGAAACAAUAAUGGUCAACCGAGUCAUCCGCGAUGACCCAAGCAAAGGCACAAUGCACAACCGCGAACCCAUAACCCCCAAUCUCCUCUGGAAAAGCCUCUGCGACUUCGACCUCUGGCCCCUCUAUGCCCUCGGCGUCACCUUCCUCACUCCCAUAACCCCCCCGCACCAAUACCUCACCCUCACCCUUCGCGGAAUGGGCUUCAAUACCUUCGUCACAAACCUUCUCGCCAUCCCAAGUCAAGUAGCCCAGAUCUUCACAAUGCUAACCCUGACCUACGUCUCUGAGUGGAUUACCCAGUUAACCUGGUCCGCCAUGAUCCCGCAGAUCUGGGCUCUGCCCUUCGUCAUAUACCUCUAUGCUGUCGAUAUAAAUAAUAUUAAUAAGUGGGUGGCAUGGGCGAUUAUGACGGUGUUCUUGUCCGUUCCAUCUUGUGGGUUUAUAUCUAUCCCUCACUCACCCUUUCUUCAACUCUCAAGUUGA